Messenger RNA from Dama dama (fallow deer), 741 nucleotides. Its product is annotated as dnaJ homolog subfamily B member 3-like. The record is from RefSeq and is a predicted model, not a curated record. The coding region runs from base 7 to 741 and encodes 244 amino acids. Gene Ontology annotation, cellular component: endoplasmic reticulum membrane; cytosol. The transcript has a single exon. Gene Ontology annotation, biological process: positive regulation of proteasomal ubiquitin-dependent protein catabolic process; protein refolding. Lineage: Eukaryota; Metazoa; Chordata; Mammalia; Artiodactyla; Cervidae. Gene Ontology annotation, molecular function: Hsp70 protein binding; ATPase activator activity.
UCCAAGAUGGUAGACUACUACGAGGUGCUGGGCGUGCCCCGCCAGGCCUCGUCAGAAGCCAUCAAGAAGGCGUACCGCAAACUGGCGCUCAAGUGGCACCCGGACAAAAACCCCGAGAACAAGGAGGAGGCGGAGAGGCGAUUCAAACAAGUGGCCCAGGCCUACGAGGUGUUGUCCGACGCCAAGAAAAGAGACGUCUACGACCGCUACGGCGAGGCGGGAAUAGAGGGCGGCGGCGGUGGCCGCGCCAGCGGCGGCAGGCCAUUCGAGGACCCCUUUGAGUGCGUCUUCACCUUCCGGGACCCGGCCGACGUCUUCAGAGAGUUCUUCGGCGGCCGGGACCCGUUUUCGUUCGACUUCUUCGGAGACCCGCUGGAGAACUUUUUGGGGGGUCGGAGGAGAUCCCGGGGAAGCCGAAGCAGGGGGUCCGCGUCGCUCUUCUCCGCCUUCAGUGAAUUUCCAGCAUUUGGAGGUGGUUUUUCUCCUUUUGAUACGGGGUUUACCUCAUUUGAUUCCAUUGGGAAUGGGGGCCUCUCUUCCGUCUCCAUGUCCUGUGGUAGUGGGGGGACAGGCAACUUUAAAUCCAUGUCGACUUCCACCGAAAUCCUGAAUGGCAAAAUGAUCACCACCAAGAGAAUCGUGGAGAAUGGCCAAGAAAGGAUAGAAGUGGAAGAAGACGGGGAGCUGAAGUCCCUGAUCAUAAAUGGCAAAGAGCAGUUGUUAAGCAGUGACACCAAGUGA